This is a messenger RNA of Gryllus bimaculatus (two-spotted cricket), 321 nucleotides long. The record is from the annotation of a GenBank genome assembly. NCBI's taxonomy places the organism in Eukaryota, Metazoa, Arthropoda, Insecta, Orthoptera, Gryllidae.
GGGCACGCGUCGUGCGUGGCGGCGCUGCUGGCGCGCGGCGCGGACGCCGAGGCGCGCAACCGCGAGGGCGCGCGCGCGGCCGAGGUGGCGGGCAGCGCCGAGGCCGUUUGGGCGCUGGCCGAGGGCGCGCCGCGCGCGCUCAGCGGCGCCGCGGCCACGGGCGCCCUACGCCGCCUGGCGCGCGACGGCCGCCAGGAGGCCCUCGUCGCGCUGCUCGAGAUGGGCGUCGACGCAGACGCCGCCAACCCGGAGGGCUGGAGGCUGAAGCAGCGAAAUAUUGGGAGAGCUACUCUGAAGAAAAUUCUGCCCGGCAUCUGUUAA